This is a messenger RNA of Molossus molossus (Pallas's mastiff bat), 1284 nucleotides long. RefSeq names its product ral guanine nucleotide dissociation stimulator-like. Bases 1 to 1284 code for a protein of 427 amino acids. Lineage: Eukaryota; Metazoa; Chordata; Mammalia; Chiroptera; Molossidae. The record is from RefSeq and is a predicted model, not a curated record. The transcript is spliced from 8 exons.
AUGGUCCUGGAAGGCUUCAUGAAGGAGGAGAGCUGUCGCAUCGCCUUGAAGAUGGCCCAGAACUUGGAGCUUCGUCCUGUGGCCAGGAGGAGGAUGGCCACGUUUGCAGUAUUGGAUUCAGAGGUGGUGCCACUAAUGAGGCCCGCCCCAGAGACCGUGCAGGAGCUGGCUGACGGGUUCACUUACGCCUUCAACCGGUACCAGACAGGAGGGCACCAGGCCAGGAAGCCCGUCCAGAGCCGGUCUGAGAGCUCCAGCGAGGACAUCCUUGAGGUGCUGGCCCGCGGGCCCGACUACACCACCUACCGGGUCAGGGUGCAGGUGCACCGGGCCAACGACGCCGGCCAGUGCCAGUCUGAGUGUGCUGCCCAGGUAACUCUUAACCUCCGUGAGGCCUGCAGGAUGUGUGCCCUCCAGGAAGGCACACUGGAGAAGAUGGUGGUGUCCAUGGUACCAGCUUUCCCACGUGGAAAAAUUCCCCACAUCCCCACCUUCAUGUCCAUCCACCCGGCCUUCUGCAGAGCCCAGCUGUUCCUGGACCAGCUGUUAACUAGGUGCUGCCCACCUUCCAUCAGAUCUGAUGCCAUCCAGGUGUUCUCUACAUCUGGAAAUAUGCAGCCAUAUAACGACCAGGGUGACACACCCCAGGACCAAUUGAAAAAGGCCGUAGCUUCUGUGAUGGGAGCCUGGCCGGACCAGAUACAAUAUGUCGGCCAGCCCCUGCUUCUCCCCUGGUUCACCCUGAAGCAGGCCCUCGUGCAGGGCCACCUCCCUGCCUCACACCCGCUGGGCCACGUGCUCAGCCUCUGGGUGGAGCUGGAGCAUCUGGAGCCCACGGAGGCAGAGCUGGAAGCUGCUCCAGAGGCUCCCCCAGAGCCCCAGCGCGCUCCAGAGCCCGAGGAGGGGCCUGCCCAGGGGCCCGUGCCCGGUCCCGCUGUGCCAGUGAUGGAGCCAGUGUCACCUCCCUCAGCCCCUGGGGACCUGGGGCCAGCACCCGCCUCAACCUCCACCCCAGGGCCGGCUCUCCAGCAGGAGCCUCCUGCACCACCAGCUCUGAUCCGAAUGCCAACAACAGAGCCAGCUCCAUGCCCAGCACUGGACCACCCCCCGGCUGGGACCACUAAGCACCUGAUAAAGGAGGAGAAGCGUAACAUCCUGAGCUUCCCUCCAAGACUGGUGGCCGAGCAGCUGACAGUGAUGGACGCGGUGAGCAGUGGGGCUCUCGGGGAGAGUGGGGGGCAGGCCUUCCCUCUGCCCUCAGCUGCCCCGACCUGCCUUUUCUGA